GUUAUACAAUAUUGAUAAGCAGGAUGUGCCCUAGAGCGCGACAGGGGCUCAACAUGACCAUGUUGGCUGCGACAAGAGCUUGGGAGCCCUACAGUAUAAGCUGAUGCUGGCUUUAGACCGUAGGAAAUACCGAUUACAAAAGCUUGGUGAGCUGGGGAAGGUGGAACUGGCGACCAGCCAAUGAAGAAAGCCCUGGCCGUCCCCAAAGAAGAAUGGCCAUUUCUCCUAACUUUAAGCAGCCAUAUGUACAUCGCAUUUCCCAAGAGGCGAGGCCAUAUCUACCACACAGACUGCAAAGAAUCCUCGAAAUGUCCACACCGCCUAAGCUCCAGAUGAGCGAUUUUUCGCAGGAGCUAAUCGACCAGCUGUGCCUUGCGAUUGAGGAGAAGGUCGAGAAGAAUCUCGAUGUAAUAAUCCAGAAGAAGGUCGAGGCGGAGGUCGAGAAGCAGGUCGAGAAGGUCAUGAAGAAGCUGCGCGAGGAGCUGCAACCGCGCGACGUCCUUACGGAGGCUCUGGGGGCCUUGUAUGCUUUCAUCAUGAGGACGAGCUCGAGGGCACACGCUAAGCAAGCGUGAGCGCUCCUGCUCGCAGACGGGCGGGGCCGGUCGGAACCCUCGGGGCUGGGCCGUGGGGCUGGGCCUGGUGCAGAUCCUGUAGGAGAGCCCGCGGGGAAACGCGGCCUCUCGUUUGCCCUCUCGGUUGUGCUGCUGCUGAUGCCGGUCGUUAAGCGGUUGGUGAAGGGUUUGGGCUGGCGGAACUGAUGGGAACUGGUGGCGGAACUGAUGGGGUGCCUACGGGUUAAGGACGCGAGUUACAGUGGAAGGGACAGGCUGGCGCACAUCGCACCCAGUUCAGGUAUGUUGUGUUGUUCCAUGUGUCAUCAUGCAUGCUUAACUCGUUCCUCUCUGGGCCGGAGACGGUCUCCGGCCCAGAGAGGGUUAAGCAUGCCGUCUCCGGCCCAGAGAGAAACGGGUUAAGCAUGCAUGAUGACACAUGGAACAACACAACAUACCUGAAUCCCUAUGCACUAUGCACUCAUGCAACUGAUGCAAGUGAGUCAUCAGAUUUAAUACUUUGGAUGCCUAGAUAGAGUGGACGUGCGCGCGUGGCCUGACAUUUGAAGGGACAGUUAGAAGGGACAGCUGCCUCAGUGCAUGCAGGGGUCUGAUGCUGCAAGGCAGCAUGACACAGUACUAGAACUGUAUUCUCAAGAAGCAGUUGUUUUCAUGCGCGAAGCAACGCGCUCUUUCUACCAUGCGAC
This is a messenger RNA of Chlamydomonas reinhardtii, 1261 nucleotides long. RefSeq lists its product as uncharacterized. The record is from RefSeq and is a predicted model, not a curated record. The coding region runs from base 309 to 575 and encodes 88 amino acids. The transcript is spliced from 2 exons. Lineage: Eukaryota; Viridiplantae; Chlorophyta; Chlorophyceae; Chlamydomonadales; Chlamydomonadaceae.